Coregonus sp. 'balchen' is the source of this 1151-nucleotide messenger RNA. Lineage: Eukaryota; Metazoa; Chordata; Actinopteri; Salmoniformes; Salmonidae. The record is from the annotation of a GenBank genome assembly.
AUGGAUUACGAGAUGCCCAGCCUGAUGCGCAAAGGCAACUAUGCCGAGCGUGUGGGCGCUGUCGCACCAGUCUACCUGGCUGCCGUGCUCGAGUGCCUGACUGCUGAGAUCCUGGAGUUGGUCGGAGACAUUGCCCGUGCAAACAAGAAGCCUCACAUCAUUCCCCAUUACCUACUCCCCAAGAAGACCGUCAAAGGCAAGUAAAUUCGCUACUGCGGCUUCAACUUGACAACUCAACCUCCAAAGGCUAUUUUAAGAGCCAACCAAUUGAGUGGGUGUAUACACAAUUAUGUCGACUAUUUCUUACAUACAUGGCACUAUAUCAUGUUCCCACAUGAGGCCAUGAAUGAACAAUAACACCUACUAGGCCUCGUUUGCCAUAGCAGGCAAGCAUUAGAUUAGAACACAAGAUUUCACUCUGGACUUUGGAGACUAAUAUUCCGCAUAAAGGGCCGUCAGUGUGCUGUUGCGCGCGCACAGUGUGCUUUUGCCGGUGCGCAGUGUGUAGUUGUGUGCAGGCAGUGUACAAUUGGCCUCGUUUGCCAUAACAGGCUAGCAUUAAAAUACAACACAAGAUUUCACUCUUGACUUUGACAAGUAUUAUUGCGCGCAAAGGGCCAGCAGUGUGCUAUUGUACGCACGCGCUUAGUGGACUAUUGUUUUGGGCGCCCAGUGUAUUGUGUUGGGCGCGCGGUCCUAAAAAAAAGAAGCAAAGCAUCCCUUCCGAUAGCCGACAGAGGAGGCCUCCGUAACGGGCCAAUCGGGGUGGUGGGGAGAUGGUGUCCAAUCAGCAGAUGCCACUGCCGGCUUUAUACAUUUCACAUGGGCAUUUCGAGGCUGUACUCCGACUGCAAAUCCACCCUUGGCAAAGCCUACAGGAAGCAGCUCAACGCCAAGUCUGUGCGCAGGAGCGCCUCCCAGUUACAGGCCCGGCACCGUGUCUCAGAGAGAUCCGUUGUUACCAAAGGGCCACUGAGCUGCUCAUCCGCAUUGUGCCCUUCCAGCGCCUGUGGAGAAAAAUCGCCGACCUGCGCUUCCAGAGCUCCACUGUGAUGGCCCUGCAGGAGGCUAGCGAGAUUUACCUGGUCGGUCUGUUCGAGGACACCAAACUGUGUGCCAUCCACGCAAAGAGGGUGACCAUCGUGUCCUAG